Molecule: messenger RNA, 1238 nt
Organism: Lutra lutra (Eurasian river otter)
Lineage: Eukaryota; Metazoa; Chordata; Mammalia; Carnivora; Mustelidae
Exons: 7
Coding region: 136-1131 (331 amino acids)
Source: RefSeq, a predicted model, not a curated record
AACUUUGUGAUCUGAUGGAUUCUGAUGCAAGCCCAGGGGCUUUGGAAAGGCUGACUCACGGAUCCAAGGGAUAUUUCCUGGACACCGACCCAGGCCCAGGGACUCGGGAAUGACUUGAAGUUGUCCCUAAAAGGAAUGCAUCUAAAGGACCCAGAGUGUGUGGGUGUUAGGGUGGUGGGUGGUUCAACCCUGACCCUCCAGGGUUUCCUGCUCUCCCGGGCUCCUGGGCCAGGAAAGAAGCUCAGAAAUGUGGAGUCUGGACCAGAUCUUGGUUUCUUUCAAGCGGGUAGAAAAAUAAAGAACAGCGUCUCCCCCCACGGCCCCCAUCUUGGAAGCUUUCUGGACUUCACCGCCGCCUUCCGUUUGCAGCCUCCCCGACUCCUGGAUGCCCCCAGAUUCCAGUGCAGUGAAAAGUCCAUCAUAGCUGGCCCCCAAGCCAUGGCCGGUCUGAGGUACGGCCGCCCCACCUGCAUCAGGGUGGCCUUCAGCUCCGCCAGCACCAGGGCCGGCUUCCGCAAGAGGCAGAGAAACACACUCCAUCGCUUCAAGGCCAAUCACAAAAAGAAUCACAUGGACUUAAUUGAAGGUAUCUGGAGAGAGUUUUUAGAUCCUUUCGAUGGCGAUUCAGAAGACCCCCCCGGUCACCUGGCCUCCAGCCACAGUGACUGUUCUCCGGGUGACGCGAAUGGUACUGGGCCUUCCCACGCGCUCAGGUGCGGGAGUCCGGGAGAAGUUCGCUUAGAAGACCCUCUCUCGUCCAAAACCGCAGACCUCCCGCUGAGAGCGGCCAGCCGGGGCCCCUCGUCCCUCGAGGCCAACGACGUGGAUAUGCAGCCUGUGGAGACCAGCAGCCCCAAGGCCCGAGGCCGGGCAGCCCGGUGCUCGGGGUCGCCGGAAGACUGGAGGAUGACCGAGGACCCGUGGCCCAGGGCAGCUGGCCCCCUCCUCCCCGCCGCGGGCCCCCCGGAGCCCUGCCGCCCCGCGCAGAGCAGAACCAGAGCCGCCCGGCAGCCACCCAGACUCGGGGGUGAGAAGGACAAGGGACCCAAGAUCACCCUCUCCAAGAGGAAACUGGAACUUCUACUUGCAGAGCCUGAGAAAACUAAGAGAAAGAAGCAGUAUGUGGCCUAGACCAAGCAGGCAUGAACUGAGCACAAGUCUGGUGCCAGCGCCAGGUGGCCGCUGCCCACACGCCUAGGACCGCUGUCCCCAAGUGCCAAUAAAAGGGAAGCGCACGU